Molecule: messenger RNA, 1987 nt
Organism: Manis pentadactyla (Chinese pangolin)
Lineage: Eukaryota; Metazoa; Chordata; Mammalia; Pholidota; Manidae
Product: igE-binding protein-like
Exons: 1
Coding region: 388-1830 (480 amino acids)
Biological process (GO): viral process
Molecular function (GO): zinc ion binding; nucleic acid binding
Source: RefSeq, a predicted model, not a curated record
CCGGAGAGGUAAGUUCCGAGAGACGCGCUUUUAAGGGUGGUGGCUGAUGGCUCUCUGUAAAUAAAGAGGCACCAUGGGAAACGCACCGUCAUUAGUCACAGCGCUGCAGACAGCUCUCAAAGAGCGAAAUUUGAAGGUCUCCAGCAAAGUCUUAGGAUCUUUUGUGAAGGAGAUAGACCGUGUGGCCCCCUGGUUUAUCUGUUCAGGGUCCCUCUCCAUCCCGAGUUGGGACAAGUUAGGGAAAGAUCUUGAUAGGAAGAAGAGGGACGCUUGAGGGGGGGAGGCACUAGACCACUAUGGAAACUGAUUAGAGCUUGCCUGCAAGAUGAAAAGUGUGAAAAGGUGAUAAAAGAAGGUCAGAGAGCCUUGACAGAGAUCCAAGAAAGCAUGUCAGAAACGGAACGGGAGACAGAGCUAGCUCGCGGCCGAAAGAGGACCGCUAAAAUGAAAAUUAAAAAGCCCCAGAGUGAGGGAGAGAGCCCGUCCAGGGCAAAAGCGAAAGAGCCCCGAGAAGCAGGUGACGACCGCCUCGGAGAAAAUAGCAAAUACCCCUGGGAAGAGUUGAGGGAACUCCAACUUUCCAAUAGGGAAUCAGAAGAUGAACUAAUGUCCUCGGAAGAGGAGGAGGAGACUAGGACCGCGAAGUGCGGAAGUAAGGGAACCAGCAAGGCUGAAAGGCAGACCAAAGAGAAAAUGAAAGCAGGGUGCUCUCCGUCGCCCACUGCUCCGCCACCUUAUGUGAGCGGUACACAUACUUUCUGUCACCCAGAUACCAUACAAGCAAUUAAGCAAAUGUUCCCUGUGUUUGAGGACAACGGGGUACGCUCCCACCAGCCCCUGAGCCAUAAACAAGUUAAAGAUCUAGCAGAGUCCGUUCGGGCUUACGGAGUCAGUGCUAACUACACCUUAGCACAGAUUGAAAGGUUGACAGAGACAGCUAUGACACCUACGGAUUGGCAGUAUGUAACUAAAGCAUGCCUUACUAGUAUGGGACAAUAUAUAGAGUGGAAAGCAUUGUGGCAUGAUAUCAGCAUGACCCAGGCAUGUGCAAACGCUGCCGAAGGGCAACCCGCGUGGUCGUAUGAUAUGUUGACAGGCCAGGGACAGUGGGUGGCCAACCAGACCGCCUUCCCCGCACAAGUGUACGCACAAAUAAACGCGUGCGCUGCUAAGGCAUGGAAAGCCCUCACUAACAAAGGGGAAGUGUCAGGCAAUUUGACAAAGAUUAUCCAAGGGCCGAGCGAGCCAUUUUCAGAUUUCGUCGCUCACAUGAUGGAGGCCGCGUGUAGAGUAUUUGGGGACCAAGAGCAAGCUAUGCCCCUAGUGGAGCAAUUAGUAUUCGAACAGUGUACCAAAGAAUGCAGGCAAGCGAUUACACCCUGGAAACAGAAGGGGAUGACUGCUUGGCUAAAAGCCUGCAGAGAAAUAGGGGGACCACUCACCAAUGCGGGCCUAGCCGCGGCCAUAUUACAAAGCCACAAACAAGCCAGAAUUACUAAUAAAAAUAUUAAGUGUUUUCAACAUGGGAAAUUAGGACAUAUAAAGAGAGAAUGUAGAAGCCCAACUUUAGAGCACACAACCCAAAAGACCCCUGGAUUGUGCCCUAAGUGCAAAAAAGGCAGACAUUGGGCCAAUGAAUGCCGAUCUGUUAAAGACAUAGAAGGGAAACCCUUAGAGCUGCCAAAAAACGCCCAGAGGGGCCCCCGCCAUCAGGGCCCGCAAAUAUAUGGGGCAACCAGCACACAAGUGUCAUUCGGGAGCAACAAAGCCCCCCAAGGAGAGCCACUCCAGGUUCCGCGGGAUUGGACAUCCGUGUCACCACCAGAAUAGUGUUAACUCCACAGAUGGGAGUUCAACCCAUCCCCUCAGACUUUAAAGGCCCCCUACCACCUGAUACAGUUGGGUUACUCUUAGGGCGCUCUUCUGCAACCUUGAAAGGCCUUGUAGUCCAUCCCGGAGUUAUUGAUCAGGACUAUGAGGGACAGGU